AUGGCGGACGCCGGCAAGCUGCGGGCGGCCCACCUGCUCGUCAAGUUCAGUGGGAGCCGCAACCCUGUUUCCCGCAGGACUGGGAAGAGCACCGCGGACGUCUCGUACGACGCGGCGCUUGCCGAGCUGCAGCAGUGGGCAAAGAAGAUAUCCGAUGGCCAGCUGACAUUUGAGGAUGCGGCACGCCAGCGCAGUGACUGCGGCAGCUACAGCAGCGGCGGUGACUUGGGCUACUUCGGCCCCGGCGAGAUGAUGAAGCCCUUCGAGGACGCCGUUCGUUCGUUGAGGGUCGGCGAGGUUAGUGGGGCCGUGCAGACAGACAGCGGCCUCCACAUUAUCAAACGACUGGCGUAG
This is a messenger RNA of Trypanosoma conorhini, 354 nucleotides long. Its product is annotated as peptidylprolyl isomerase. Gene Ontology annotation, cellular component: nucleus; cytosol. Gene Ontology annotation, molecular function: peptidyl-prolyl cis-trans isomerase activity. Lineage: Eukaryota; Euglenozoa; Kinetoplastea; Trypanosomatida; Trypanosomatidae. The transcript has a single exon. Bases 1 to 354 code for a protein of 117 amino acids. The record is from RefSeq and is a predicted model, not a curated record.